Molecule: messenger RNA, 10039 nt
Organism: Caenorhabditis elegans
Lineage: Eukaryota; Metazoa; Nematoda; Chromadorea; Rhabditida; Rhabditidae
Gene: unc-80
Product: Protein unc-80
Exons: 34
Coding region: 254-9868 (3204 amino acids)
Cellular component (GO): membrane
Source: RefSeq, marked reviewed
UCCUUCUAGCAGCACCCAACAGCUCUUCCAACGACAGCUCCCCGAAGAACCAUUGAAGAGUUUAGACACCGCCUCUUUUAUUCGUAUUCUUAUUCGUUUGUUUUUUCUUCAUUCUUUCUUCAUUGACUAGAAGAAUCUUCAUCGUGAAACUUUUCCAAAAUCCGCAUAGUCGCUUUUCUAAUAUUCAAUUCAAAUCAGCAAUGUGAUGGUUAUAUUUUUUGAAAACAGUGGAUCUGUCCGAAAAUUAUAAAGAAUGCAUGUUCGAUACUUACAGCACGAACACACAGGCACUGUCCAACUUCUUCUUAUGCCUCUUUCUACGGCGGCUUCAUUUAAGAGUGCUAAAUGGACCGAAGAGGAGGGAGAAGAAGAAUGUGAUUCAGUGCCAUUGCCGAUUCAAACCUUUCUCUGGAGACAAACAAAUCCUUUUCUUGGCGAUAAAAUAGGAAAGCUCCAUGAAGCAUCUUGUGUGACAUUUGAACGUGUUGUUGUCCAAAAUAUUCUUCAUGGAUUGUCUCCUUCACUGAGUAAUGCACUUGCCAGUGUAUCUAGAUGGAAAUUAGUUCGAGCCGCGUUACCGCACGUUAUACAGUGUUGCGGAUCGUUGCUUUUAGCAAACGUUGGUGAAAAGAAGCUCCCAACCUCCCUCCAAAAAAUUCUGUAUAUAUUGCACUGGAUGUUAAUUGAUUCAUCGUCUGAAUGCAUAGAAAAUGCAAGUACCAAGGAUGAUCGAUCUGUUUGUCAGUCAAGAACUCAAGGCCUUUUUAACAUCUCCUCAAUUCAAUUGUUUAUCUACCUGAUCGCACCGCUAGCCGAUGUGAUAUCAGAAGAAGAAGUAGUGGAUAACAUUCGUCUUGAAUCGGGACUAAAAGUUUGGCAAGCAAUUUGGCAAUUCCGCCAACCUGAUGUUUGGUGUUUUUCGGCUCCUGUGAAACAGAGACGAGAUGAACUACCUCAGAUCACAUUUGCUAGAAGGCAAAAUCCGGCGCAAUUAGACACGCAGGGAAUAUAUUUGGGAAAAGAUGAAAAUACAGUAAGAAGGCCAAGUAUAGUACCACCACCGAAACCUCCACGAACUGAUGUUACUGUUUUGAAUGAGAAGCGAAAGUUAGAAGAGGAGAAGAUGAAAAUGAAAGAAGACUAUGUUGCAAUUGAAAUUGAAGCUCCUUCACUAAAACCGAAUGAUUUAUUGAUUGAUAUGUCACAAGGUGUUCGAAACAAGGAAUUUGAGCGAACAAGUUCAAUUGUCAGAAGCGUCAGCGAAUACAAGACAAAUCUUUGUGGUCAAAAAGAAAAACUUGCAACAGUAUCAAAAAGCCGAACAAGUGACGCAUUUGAUUCGAGUCCAACAUCCGACUCAUCCGCGAAUAUGCUGGAAGAAGUAGAAGGAAUCAAAUUUUCCGAAAAUGAAAAUUGUUCCUUAUCUGCAGUAUUUUUUAGUUCCGAUCAGGCACCCCUGGUUAAUUUAUCUGACAUAUGCAGUGGUUUUUCGAUUGAAGAACCACAUGACUCAACACAAUCUUCAGUGGAGGUCCCUCAACACCCAGUUUUGGAAUCUUCCAUGUUCCUAUCAACGACCUCGUCUGCAUCGGACGUACCUCCAUUUGUGUUAACUAGAGCGUCUACUGCAGAAGACACUACUUCUUCAUGUUCUCAGCAAACAGUAAUACCACUUGCCAUGCCAGUGACAACCGAAACAACAACAUUACCGGUUACUCUCCCAAAAUCAGCUCUCACAAAAACAACGAAUGAAAACAGAAGAACAGAUCAUCAGAGGAUGCCUUCUACUCAAAAAAGCGUAUCAGGAAGUACCGACGACGAGCUAGAUGAAGGAUCUUUUUCGGAUCCCACAAUAGCCUCUUAUCUUGAUGUUGCAGUGAUCAGAGCACUUCUUAUUACUCAUUGGCAGGAAAAGGGAGUUUACUGGGCAUUGAGCUAUAUUCACAACCGAUUAAUAGAAAUAAAAGCCUAUAUGAUAAUUCGAAAGAGUACACGGCAAAGAAGCAACUCAUUGCCUAGUGGAGAACGAAAAUUAUCUGUCGCUCCAGAACAACUGACAAACCCUGUGUGGGAUGAUUUGAAAAUUGAGAACAAACCAGAGGAAGGAAGAUCUCACUUACAUGUAGCAUUCAACGACACAGAACGGAGAAAAAGCAGUGACAACUGCCUUGCACCCCAUCCUACUACAAAUUCUCGACGAAGUUCACUUAAUACGCUAUCACGACGGGGUAUAAACCGGUCAAAUCCAUCUUUGAGCAACUCGGUAGAAGUACUUUCAAUCAGAGAUGACGCCGAAGAUGAUGUCUCCAACAUUUCAUCAAAAUCAAUAGAGAAAGAAAACACAAAAUUGAAUGCAGUGUUUUAUCCUGAGGCUCUUGGUUCUACAAACUUUAUUGAAAAAGAUGGAAAAAUAUCAGCAACAGUCAUUGUGCAGACAGUUAAUCAAGUCAUGGACAGAUGCACCGGGGUACGACAAUGCGAACUAGCCCUCAAUAUUGCUGAUGUCCUACUUGGAACCCCAUUAGAACAAACUGAAACAUUUUUCGUGCAAUUGAAUAUUAUGGUUUUUAAAAUUUAUUUAUGUCUUGGAUGCCCUCAUGGAUGCAACGAAGGAGUUAAAAGCCCUCAUGGUGAUUUUCUACGCGCAAAAGCCAAGGCGAUAUUAGCAGGACUAGAAAGAGUACAACCUGAUAAGUUCAAAAACAUAUUAAACGACUAUGUUGAUAACUAUGGAACUCAACAAGUUAUUGAUUUGCUUCAUUCUAUAACAUCAUUUUGUCGCUCCGAGUUAACAGCCUUAGAUGGUCGUCGAGCGUCAGAAAGUCGCGUUCCUUCUUACCGCAAUACGUUCAACGAGAAAGAUAAAGGAAUUGAAGGAAGAAUCAUUAAUGCCACUUAUAAGACGCUCAUAACCAAAAUUUCGGUAAUUUCUGCAGAGCUUUCUCUUCCUGAAAAUAUGAGUCUUCAACAAGAUGUCCGAUUGUUGGUUAAUUUUGUACAAGAACAUCAUGGGAAUCCGUUUCGAAGAGUGGGACUAUCAGCUCUAAAAGAUGCUACUUGUAAAAACCCAACUACCUCAGACUUCCACACAAAAGAAGAUCAAACAGGUGGUUCGCCGGGUGCUCAAUCCCAAAAGCAGAGUAACGAUCAGGCAUCACUCAGAAGAGGCUUAUUCAAAAAGAAAAAUGAGAAAUCUGGUGGAACCACAACUGGAAAUGAUGAUUCAGAAGGAGACUCCUCACCCUCCACACCAAGAACCGUGUCAUCUAUGGAUGAUGGGGUAUCCCCAUUAGCGAGUACAUCGUAUUAUAAGAAAAAAAGUGCCCCAAAACUUCAUUUUGCAUUUGGUCUGUUGAAAAGUGUGAAACCAGACAUGGAUGAAGAAAUUUCGGAUAAUGAAAAUGAAGAAGGAACAUCCAAUGAGGAAGCAGGGCUUCCGCAAAGAAGGCCACUACGACAGAGUUCCAAACAAGUUAAAGCAAGAUUACCAAUAGAUUCAAAGGGAGGUAUGCGAUUGUGGGGCACAUACGUUCCACCGCCAAAUUACAUUGAUGCGAAAGGAAUAUUCGAUGGAGCACGUCGCUUUGCAUUUCUACUGGAAACUGCCAGACCGGGAACGUUUCCAGAUGCUCCACUUAUUGCUGCUAUCAUGCACCUUAAAUCUCCUGUAUUGGCUCGAGCUUCUCUUCUUCUUGAAUGUGCAAAUUUAGUGUCCAGAUGUAAUCGUGGACAAUGGCCCGAAUGGAUUCGAUCAUCUCAUCACAGAACGUUCAGUCUUGGAGGAGCACUCGCAAAUCGGGGAACACCUUCUGCAACAAGGAGAAUGCAUAGCUUACAAAGACAGGCUGGAAGAUACUUUUAUCAAUGGGGAGUUCAAAUUGGAGAGCAUAUUUCAAAAUUAUUAGAAUUGUCUGAAAACAAAAGCAAGAAAACUUUGCAAAUGGAAGAUACAAUUGAAGACUUUUUCGAUGAUGGAAUUGUAAAUAACCAAAAUGGAGAAAAGUGCCCGAUUGCUUUACAGUUCAUAGCAGUUCUACUUCUUCAAGAAAUCACUGCAUUCUUAAGAGAAACGUUCAAGACAAUUCCACGUUCCAAAAAUUCAAAACCGCAAACUGGGAACUCUGGUUGGGAUAAGUUACUGAGCCACAGGCGAUGGUCAAUUUUAUCCAAUACGUUUAAUGCACAACAAACUGGAAGUGUUAACAGUAUCACCGAAAUUAAUUCAUCCAUACACUUAAACGACAAAGAGCGUCGAAUCAGUUUCUCUGCCACAGAGGAAGAUUCACCACGUGGUUCAAAAGAUGCAAUCGAUGAAAUCAACGCAGUGGAUAAAAAAGGUUCCAUACACAUGCAAGUAGUUCGCCCCCCGUCCUUAUCUGCCCGACUUUUUUCACGCCAGUCAACUCAUGAAGAAUCUGGAGGAUCAGCACAAGGAUCCACAAAAUCAACCACUUAUGUGCCGGAAACAGGUCGGAGAAUUGCAACGGGACGUCAACGCCUUUUAAAACGGGGAUCGCCAAUGGCAACUGGUACUCAACCGUCAUUAGAAUCUUCACAUAAACGGAAAUCGUUUCGAAACCGAAAACAGUCGAAACAGGCUCACCUGGAAGAAGAGGAAAAAUCAGAUGGAGCUGGAGCCACACAUAUUCUCUCAGCACGUGAAUCGCUGAAACCAACAGAUGAUGGUCUUCAAUCCCCUGUUGAAUCAGUGCACCCAGUCAUUAUUCCGCAUUCAAACCAUGGAAGUGCCCAUAGUCAGCAACCAGUGGUUUUAAAAUCUUCUAUGGAUGAUGAAGAGCAACAUAUGUUAUCGAAUCUUCCGUGGAUCAAAGUACUGAUCAAAUUUUCCAACUCAUUUGACUUAGAGUGCAAUCAUGUUGGUGUAUGCAGUGCAAAGUGCUUUCAAAGAGUGCAUCGGCAAUGUUUUCGAAUGAUUGAAUCACUUUCGACGUUAUAUGGAAUGGAAAGAAACGUUUCUACAAGGGCUGAUAAACGGAAUUUGUUGGCUGACAAUUGGCAGGCAAAACAACAAGCUUUGAGAAAGAGCAUUCAUGCUAGACAAUCCACGGCAGUUCCUCGACGAGAAUCUGCAAUGGUUGGACAACCGGAGUUUGCGAGCAAAGCCAUAAAAAUGAUGCUGAUGGAGAAAAUGCAACAGGAAAAAGAAAAAGAGAAAGAGAAAGAAAAGGAGGAGAAGGAUGCACUGAAGAAACAGUCCGUAGAACAAGACCAUAGUUCAACUGAUACGGAAGAAGAUGCACAAUUACCAGAGAAGAACAAACCUAUGCUCACUUAUUUACGAUCGUUAGUUCUCCAAUUGGUACAUUCCCCAAUCUCAUCGGUUUUGAAAUGCUGCUUGUUGCUCAGUGUGGAACAGCAUAAACAGAUGAUUGAAGUUUGCUGGAAGAUGUUGAUCCACGAAGAUCCACAUGUCGUGGCUAGUGCUGCAAGCAUGUUCAUUGUAGCAAGUGUUAAGAAGUCCGAAGAAUCCCUUCUCAUUAUCAAAACUGCACUAGAUUCCCAGGAUCCACAAGUAAGAACCAGCGGGAUUCAACGAUUUUACACCCUUUGGAGAAAUCGCUUUCACGCUUGGUUGAAAAUGGAGGACGGAGCCCAGGCAUCAUUCAAAGUGCCACCACCUGGAAUAGACUUCACACUACCGUCUCCUGCUAUAGGUCAAUCUCAAUUGCCCGUUGUUGACCCUCCUUGGAUGCCACACUUGAAAACUAAAAUUGAGGAGCUUAGCCUCAAGGAGGAAGAACAUGCUACUUCACAAACAAUAAUGACAAUGACGCGAACAAGACGAAAACAAAAACAGGAAAUGGUAAAAAGAGCUGUUAGGGAGGCAGAAGAACGACAGAGUGAACAACGGCAACUGUUCCGACUGAGAAGUUCGGCAAUAGUUAGUUUGGCAGCUUACGAGCCAGCACUUUUUCAUCAUCAGCAAGAGCAGACAGAAGAAUCUGAUAAUUCCCAUCAACACGCUCGCCACGUGAUGCCUGUAGCUCAACCACUAUUCCCAUCAGCCCUGCUAUCAGUGGUUCCACAAAUUAUUGAACUUCUUGAUGACCCUCAAGUUGACAACAAUGGAGUUUCUGUUGGCGACGUAGCCAAAAAAGUGAUUUGGACAUGCAUCGUCGAAGACCCGUCUUUAUUCUUAAGACAUUUUUUGGAGAAAUUAACAAAUCGAGAUAGACAGGAGGCCCUUAUGUCACAGCUUCGAAAAUUAGUCCUGCGAUUUCAUCCACUUCCCAGUCAAGCUGCUCACUCUUUGUUAAACUAUUUGUUCGGAUUUGUCAUGCACUAUGUUCGGGCUCAGUGUGAGGGAUCAGAGAAAGCCAUUGGAAUGGCGUUAUCAAUAUGUUGGCUAUUAUCUCCCAACAUCCAUGGACUGUAUUUCAAGGAUCUUAAACAGACUUUGAAAAAAGAACAAUGUGAUCAAGCCUUAAUGAUCACUGCAAACGUUCCCUCUGCCAAGAAAAUUAUUGUACACGGUCUAGACUCUACUUCUGGCGGCAUACCCAGUCAAUUUCCAGUUCACGAGGACACACAAUUUCAUCAAAUUCUCAAUGAUAGUCUUGAGUUUUUCAAUAUCGACGAAGAUGACCUCAACUGUUUUUAUCUCACCGAUACAAAAACGGGAGUAAUACAUUUACCUGCUGCCUAUGUGAGAGACUAUUACUUCUUUCAUCGUUCUUUUUAUCCUCAAUUGACACUGGUCAAAUUAUCACCUGAAGUUGCUGAGAAAAAAAUGAAAGAGACCGCGUUUCAUCAAAAGUUUAUUGAAUGUGGAAAAGUACUGCUGACGCACAAUAUACUGAAGUACAGUCCACAGCAUGUGAUUGCACAACGGGUAUUUUUCCUACAUGAUGAAUUCACUCAUCUCCCAAGUUUCCCGCGAAAGUCCCUCGAGACUUGUUUUGGAAUGUACUUUGGACCAGGUGGGGAACAAUUAAAAGCAAUGGAAUCAAUGCACAAAUUUGUGUGGGCCAAGAUGAUGUCCGACAUGUUCGAAAAAAUGGAAAAUGCAUUUAUGUUUGCUGACUUGCAUUUGUUCAUCAAUGUGAUUAACGGGAUAAUGAUAAUGCACUGCGAAGAUGUCUUGAUUUUGAGAAGAUGUGCAGCAACAUAUAUCAGCAUAUCAAUUCAUUUCAAUACUCUUUUCGCAUCUCAAGGAUUUUUUCUUAUCAUGCCGACUCUUCUAAGAUGCUACAGUCAACGUCAGACAAACAAAGUAUUCUGUGGAGUUGUGGAAUUUAUCUGCCGCCAAUUCUAUACUCUACAUAGAAAACCAUUUCUUCUACAGAUGUGUGGCGCUAUUGCAAACAUAAUUGAUAACUCUUCAAAUGACUUUGAAAUCAAUCCCAUGAGAGUUAAAGCAAAGUAUUGGUUUAAUUUGAUCAAAAAAAUGGAAGAAAUAACUGACGAAGACCCACUAGAUAUCCUGGGAUUGGUUCCUUAUGAGAAACCAUUGAAAGCUUUGGAUUUAUGCUAUAGAGACGAUCCAAACACGUUUUGUGCUCUGACUGAUGCAAUGGCAAGUUGUAUUUGUGUUUGUGCAUUUUCCCCGGAGAGCAAAAGGAGUCAUCAUAUGUUGUUAAUCAUGCAAGCAAUGCUGCCCCAUAUGAUGAAGCGAUUAGAAGAAGAAACGCUCCAAUCAGGAAACUCCCCAGCAGCAGUUAAACAUGAAAUAUCGCAAUGGAUCACAAUGGCUGUCGAAAUGAAAGCUUUAAUUAAUAGUUGCGAGCAACUGGUUAGAGGGCCUACUCGUGCAUUUGACCUGGUAAACAGUGUUUCCGAACGAGGAAAAAGCUUUGUUGCCGACUCACCUCAGUUUUUCGACCCGCCGACUACAAAUGAAGACGAAAAUUCUAGACCUUAUCAUUUGAAAGAAAAAAGAUCCACUGCGGUUGCAUGGGAAGCUGCUGAAGUAGAGGAACAACAAAAGGAAACGUAUCGACGGCCACGUGAUACUCUUCUUCAAUUGAUAGCAGCUUAUAUAGAAAUGGCGUCGGUCCGUCUGAAAGAACUUACCAAACUAGGUGCAAACCUAGAACACGCCAAGAUUCCUGACGUGCUUGACCACAAAUGCUAUGUGAAACUUGGAGAAGUUGCAUUGGCCUUGUUGAAAGUUGCUCCCUAUGAUUUAUCAACUACAACGUGUCACGGUCUUCAGAAAUAUUUCCAGAUAAUACUACCAGUUACUGAUUGGAGUAUAGAGUCUAACAGGAGUGCUCUCAAUAUUAUUCUACGACGAUUAGACAAAACACUAUCCAAGAUUGCCAAACGUCAAAGUUUUCGAAAAAGAGCUAUUUGGAUAGCACUUUCAUCGUGGAUUAAUGGCAUUUGUGAUACUCUAAAUGCAUUUCCGUACAUCGCACAUCUUCAUCCACUUCGAACAAUAACACAGCUAUGCUUGAGAAUGAUGGUUGGAGAUCCAUGUGUUGAAGAUAGCGCAGCUUCCACCGCACUUCAUCCAACAACUGUUUUACAUCCAACUCCACCGCCUCAAACUUUUGCAAAUGCGGUCCUCAGAUUAACCACUAUUUUAAUGCAAGCCUUAGGGCAGUUUGCCUUCUCCUUGGAUUUUGUCACUUCAACUGAAGGUAUGGGUGUGUCUUCUGAACGUCUUGAAGCUGUAUUGUGUCACGUUUUGAUUCCCCUGUUUCUCCGAAUUCCUAACAAUCCAAAGGAGCAAUCAAUAUUUCAAGCAAAAGAUCUGUCACAAUGCUUGACAGUCAUGCAAAAUGCAAUUUCACCUCCGCUUGUAAAACAACAAGCUCCACCAUUAAUAAGUACAAGUACUCUGACAACGACUUUCAUUAGAGGGGCGCAAGAUGUCACAGGACGUCAAGGAUCCGUUUCUGUCACCGACAGAGGCCAUUCUGCAACGGUUUCCACUCAUCGAAUCGUUAGAGAAAGCAUUUGCCAGGCUAUUUACUUAGGCCUGAAAGUACUUAUGCUGACAUUUGGAAAACUGUUAGCACCAAUGUGGCCCAGAGUUGCUCGAAUUGUCAAAGAUUUGCUUGCUAAAAAGCCUGGUGCUCCAACAUCUAUGGCCUUCGUGGAUUUUUUGCUUCAUUCAAAUCUGCCAAUUUCGCUGUUUAUCUUGCCAAUGAUCCAAAACAAGAUGAAGCAAAAGCCUGGAACCGAUCAAGAAGCAGCAUGGCAAACAGAAAUUCUUGAAAAACUUGAUGCAAAAUCUCAUAACAUCGUUCCUCCAUCAAUUCUUUUGGUCAAAUGCUACCAGGAACUUCAACAGCUGAAAGAAGAAUUGACAAUGAAACCUAUUGAGAUGACAAGAAGUUACACGCCAACAAUGGCCGACCCACAUUCAGAUUCAUCAGCUGCUUCGACUGCCCCCCGUGGUGCAAGUUCCCGUCAAAGUAUUGAUCGACGAACAAGCGUUCACAUGAAAAAAGUUUUACCAACUAUGAAAGAAGAUAUACCAGAAGAUCCAGAAGAUUCGGAAGAUGUUAUAGAUUCUAACUCAACAGGGCAAGUUACUUCUAGAAUAAGCAAAAGCCCGAGCAUACCUCUUAACAAAACACAUCAAUCGAGUCGGACUCGGUCAGUCAGUGGAUUUGGAAUGUGGAGAAGUGUUCGAAGGAAAUCACGUCAUGUGUCAAGUGCUGAGGAAUCGUCUGAAGAGCGCGGCAGCGUAGAACUACACGAUGUUGGCCAUCAUUCUGCUCUUCACGAACCAAAUCGUACUCCAAAUCGUCGAUCGACAGAAGCAUUGGUUUUACCGUUACACGAAAGCAUCGAUACAAAUAGACAUAGAUUUGUCUCAUUUUCAACUCCAAAGAAGACACACGAAGUGUCAGAAGACGUCUUUCAAAUAACAGAACAACAUCAAUUGGUCUAAUUUUGUAUUAUCAUGGUAACAUUUCUCAUAUAUUUUCAGUCUUAAUAUUUUUUGUUAACCAUUUCUAGUCAUUUUCUGUUCUAUUUGUCAAUUCUUUUAAACAGCGGGUUAUACUUUGCAUUUCUACAAAAUUCUAGUUUUUCUGUCGAAAAAUAAAUAGUUUGAUGUUAA